CUUGGAUCCAUCAAACUCCAGACGACCAACACAUCAAGCCGCCUAUCCACACCCUCAUCUAAUUUCCUCUUCCUUCGCUUCAUAACAUAUGUCAGUUUAAGGGGAUGAUCCAGUAUAUCCAUCUCGGCCACGCUGCGUUUGCCUUUAUUGCUUCAUAAUGGCUACCAACUCUGCCCAGAAGCGUGUCAAAACAGGCGAUGAACGUAGACCAGAGUGCAAGCGCUGCGAGAUAGCUGGCCGACCAUGUUCCUUUCCUAGGGCAGCUAGCCCCGACAACUUUAAUGAGGUUGCCUUGGUAGAAAAUGAGUAUUUCGACUUUCCAGAAGAUCACGUCUGGGUCAAGAUUCCGUCUUCUUUGCGAUUUGCCCAUCAUGUACGAAGAAAAUCGCGUAGAAUCAGCCGAGCUCUUAACAAAAUAGAAGACGACGCAGAUUCAGUUCUUAUUAAUUCAUCAGACGACCCACCAAGCUCCCCGAGACCAGCAUCUCAGUUUUCUAGCCAGACAGAACCGGAGCCUGGAUUCCUCCAUAUAUCCCUUCCACCGGUUUCACAUUUCCUUUUCGAAGAUAUUUCGGAUAGCCAAACUACAAGUACUCCUAUUGGGAGCCUGGCAGAAGCUCUAUACUCAACACUGCCCAUAUAUCUUCCACAGCUCCGAGGGCCUUUGAGAGACCCGGAACAAGCGCGUCUGCUGACUGUCUACACGGAGCACUUAAGCGGAUGGUUGGCACUGAACGAUCCGAGACAUCACUUCUCAGCAUCCGUACCUCAGCUGGCCAUGAAAUGUCCCAUGCUCCUUGAUGCAAUCUUUGCAUUCUCGGCGCGAUAUUUGAGCCGUUCCGAUCAAAAUAUCAGCCCUCUCGUGGCAGAUGAAUAUCAUUAUAGUUGCGUUUGCCGGCUUAUUGCGGCAUUGAAAGAUAUUGCGUGUGCGUCCGAGAGUGCAUUGGCGCUGUCGACGGUCAUUCUACGAAUGCACGAGAUGCUGAGCGAUCGCAAUGCCGAGGUCGAUCUGCAGCGUCAUUUGAGAGGUUCUCUAUCUCUUUUCAGUUAUAAUGCAAAUAAGUUUGGCCCAGGAAGCCUCAAGCACACUGCAUUCUGGACAUAUGUCCGCCAGGAGAUCCUAACCGCUCUUCGCGGCUGCUCCCCGACCAAUAUUGACACGUCGGAUAGAACGUAUUACGUCGUUUUUGACGGAGAUACGGACGAUGAUUGGACUAAUAACAUCAUUUGGCUCACAGCACGAGUAAUCAACCACUACUUUGAUUCGUCCGUUUCCACAGCAACUUCUGUCCAUCAAGAGAUGCUGGUCACUCUUGUGGACAACUGGAAGGAGAGGCUCCCUGAUACCUUUAAUCCGCUUUCCAUGGUUAUGGAUGACCAUCCCUUUCCGGCGAUCACAUACACAUGCAUUUGGCACAAUGUGGCAAUGCAGUUUUUCCAUCUUUGCAAAGUCAUAUUUACCACUUCCAAUCAGUCUAGUAAAACGAACCCGGAGAGUCUGGAUACUGCAGAAGCUGUCAAGCACACCAUUCAGAUCUGUGGGAUUGUUCGUGGAUUAUUUUCAUAUAAAGAGUGUCGAUACCCUGGGGCUCUGGUGAAUGCUGCGGAAAUAUUAGCAUACUGUGGCCGUACACUAAGAGAUGUUAAAUCCCAGUCGUACCUACUAGGCCUACUUCAUCGCAUCGAAGCUGAGACGACAUGGGAUGUAACCCAGACAGUUGAGAAGCUAAGGGAGACAUGGAGUGAUGUUCUCAACUGACUGAGUGCUUAUAUCCUGUAAACAUAGAUAGAUACACGCAACAUAGAUACCCCCUGAAUGCAACUGGUUUUAUUACAUCAAUACAAGUUUCGAUUUCGGAGCC
Trichoderma harzianum CBS 226.95 is the source of this 1862-nucleotide messenger RNA. RefSeq lists its product as hypothetical. Bases 158 to 1759 code for a protein of 533 amino acids. The record is from RefSeq and is a predicted model, not a curated record. Gene Ontology annotation, biological process: positive regulation of transcription by RNA polymerase II. The transcript is spliced from 9 exons. Lineage: Eukaryota; Fungi; Ascomycota; Sordariomycetes; Hypocreales; Hypocreaceae. Gene Ontology annotation, molecular function: DNA-binding transcription factor activity; transcription cis-regulatory region binding. Gene Ontology annotation, cellular component: nucleus.